Molecule: messenger RNA, 883 nt
Organism: Arabidopsis lyrata subsp. lyrata
Lineage: Eukaryota; Viridiplantae; Streptophyta; Magnoliopsida; Brassicales; Brassicaceae
Exons: 2
Coding region: 288-737 (149 amino acids)
Source: RefSeq, a predicted model, not a curated record
AAUCCGACUUAUGCAAGUCAACCCCAUGAAGUCCAAAGUCACCCGCUAAAUAGCCCUCAGUCGUAUCGAUGACGUGGCAACGUUGAAUUCCGUUUAAAAACAUAACGGAUGUCGAAACGACACCGUUUUGCUUCUGCUAAAAAACGACACUGGAAUUCUCUUAAAACUUAGGGUUCGAAAUUGGGAGAUUCAUUCUUAUUUUACAUCUUCUUCUUCAUCUCAAAUUGGGGGUCCGAAAUUGGGAGAUUGAUUCUUCUUUUCCAUUUCGAUCUUCUUCUUAAUCGAACAUGUCUGAUAGCUCAAGGUCAACCUCUAUGCCCAAUGGUAUUCUUGCGGAUCGAUGUCACGAUGAUGAAUUUGACUAUGGGAUUCCUACUCAUUGUUUUUGUGGUGGAAGAGCACAGCUUGAUACUCAAUCAACGAUGAACCCGGGAAGACGAUUCUACACAUGUCAAAAUUCCGAUGAUGGGGCACAUCACAUACGGAAAUGUUUUGAUGAGGCUGUGAUGCAGGAAUUUACUUACCUUCUCGGAGAAUUGCAUAAAAUGCAUGAGACGCUUCAAAGGCAUAAAGUCGAGAUUCUUCAUAUUUAUGAUCUCCAUGAUGAAAAUGUGAUGGAGUUUGCUAGGCUUAGGGAGAUGAUUGCAAAGAAAAGUGAUGGAAUAGCUUUGGAAUUGAAGAAUGUGCUUGUUGCAAUUUUUGUUUUGGUAGCAAUCAUAAUCUACUUGUUUAAGUAGAUUAUUACAAUGUUUAGAAAACUCUCUCUCUUUAGUAGUAUGCGGAUGAAGUUCUUUCACUUUUUGGUUGUCUUUGAAAGGAUUUUCAAUGUUCGUCACAAACAAUUGGUUUUGUAAUAUGGGGUUUGAAAUAUUUUGUCUAGUAA